This is a messenger RNA of Oryzias melastigma (Indian medaka), 2768 nucleotides long. RefSeq names its product ribonucleoprotein, PTB-binding 1 (gene raver1). NCBI's taxonomy places the organism in Eukaryota, Metazoa, Chordata, Actinopteri, Beloniformes, Adrianichthyidae. The transcript has 14 exons. Gene Ontology annotation, molecular function: RNA binding. The record is from RefSeq and is a predicted model, not a curated record. Bases 86 to 2266 code for a protein of 726 amino acids.
CGCGCCGGAGCCAUGUGUGUAUUGUUUAAACUGCUCAAAUCGGAGUGAGUUUUCGGGGUGACAAAAACUUCCACCACAGAGCGUGAUGGCGGCUGCCGUGUCUGUUAGCACAGCUGGCAAGGAGGAGAGCACAGACACCGGGCUCAGUUUCGCUUUUCGUCCAACUACCGGGAAUUAUGACCUCGCUCUGGAUCAGGACAACUGGAUGUCCGAGGAUCCGCGGUUUUCCGAAUCCGUGCCCGAAGAGGAGGACGGGGCACCGGGCCGCGAGUGUCAGCGGAGGGUCGAGGAGGACUUGACAACACUGAGCACCGAAGAGAUUGAGAGUCGCCUGGAGAGAACUCGUCGGGAGUUUUACAACCGGAGGAAGAUAAUUAUCAAAAAUUUACCCUGCGACAUUACUAAUCAGGAGGUCCAUGAGCUGUUGAGCAACUAUGAUUUAAAGUACUGCUUUGUUGACAAAUACAAGGGCACAGCGUUUGUAACGUUACUCAAUGGGGAGCAGGCCCAGUGCGCCAUCAAGGAGUUCCACCAACACAUCCUACGGGACAGGGAGAUCUCCGUGCAGCUCCAGCCAACUGAUGCUUUACUGUGCAUUGCCAACUUACCUCAAGUCUUUACCCAGCAGCAGUUUGAGGAACUGGUGCGACCGUUUGGAAACUUGGAGCGCUGUUUUCUGGUGUACAGCGCCACCACGGGGCACUCUAAAGGCUACGGCUUUGUAGAGUACAUGAAGAAGGACUCCGCCGCCAGGGCCAAGUCCGAACUCUUAGGAAAGCAGCUGGGCUCCCGUAUGCUGUACGUCCACUGGACCGAGGUGGGCACGCUCACCUACCCCCUGCUGCAUUCCAAGUGUCUGUGUGUGGACCGUCUGCCGGCGAGCCUGCUGACAGCCCAGGACCUCCGCAGUGCCCUGGCUGAUACCCACGCUCCUGUUUUCUGCCAGUUGGCUCAGGGACAAGACGGAAGUUUCCGGCGUUUUGCUGUGUUGGAGUUCACCACUGCAGAGAUGGCUGAGGAAGCACAGCGACUCACAGAUGGCAGGCUGCUGGGCGGGACGCACAUCAGGGUGUCCUUCUGUGCCCCGGGCCCUCCUGGAAGAAGCAUGCUGGCAGCUCUGAUCGCUGCACAAACCAUGGCUGUAAACCGAGGAAAAGGUCUCCUUCCUGAUCCCACGGCUUUACAGAUCCUGUCGGGUCUCAAUAACCCCGCCGCACUCAAGAUGCUGUUCAACCCUCUGCUGCAAGGAAACAAACAAGGCUUACUAGGGGCAGCCCCCGCGAUGCCACUGCUGGCGAACCCAGCUCUGUCAGCUGCCCUGCUUCAGAUGCUCCUUCAGAACCAGGCCAAGGCCCAGCAGGCCGGACUCAUUGGGGAGAAUCCUCUGGCUGCUCUGCCCGUCCAGCAGGGACUCCAUCUGCUAGGAGACCUCCCUCAAGGCGGUGGGGUACCAGGGCUGGGUCUCCAGACAGAUGCCCGGUCUCAAGUGAGACAAAUGCCACCGAGCAGAAGCAUGUCACUGGAGGAUUCCCCGACAUCAGCGUGCGGCUUCCCCCAGAGUUCCCCUCCCACGCAACCAGGCAUUUCCAUGCCCCUCAUGGGUGGCAUGGUGGGGGCAGAUGGCCUGGCAGCACAAGGGGUCCUAACUGAUCCUUUGAAAGAUGUUAAUCUUCACCAGAGUGCCUAUCUCCAUGUCGGCAAUGGUUUUGCUUCUGGUGCGAGCUGCAGACCUCACCCUUACAGGAAGAGGCUGGGUAACGUUUCUAACCAGCACAUGCAUCACAGCAUGCAGCCAAGCUAUAACUUGCGUUACCAGGAUUCCUACAGCCCUGAAUACUCCUCCAUACAUCAGGAUCCCUUAGCCCACUUGUACGAACAGCAGGAGAACCUUGAUGCCGGAGCCUUGGCAGGAUUCAGCCAGCAGCUCUCCUACCAACCUGGCUACGAGCGCUUUCCUCACUACGCUCAUCCUCCCAGUCCAGACAUGUCUUCCUAUUUCAGCUCAGGACCAGAGGCUUCCAGUAACGGCAGCCUCCCUUCUUCCCAUCUGAAUAGAGCUGUUGGAACGCCUCCUGUGAGCCACAACGACUAUCCCCCAGGUUUGGGCAAUCCUGCAAAGACUCCCAUUGGAAGCCACAAGCGCGUGUUCUCCAGGCUCAUCCCGUCACCAGAACCGAGCCCUGAGGGCGGCUACGUUGGACAGCACUCUCAGGGCCUCGGCGGUCACUACGCAGACUCCUACCUGAAGCGUAAACGUAUAUUCUGAGCAGGUACCUCUUCCAAGAGACUCGGCAGUCUGGUAGUCUCCUGUGAACUCUGCGAGUGACCCCUGGAGGGCGCCGAGGAGUGAACCCAAAGAUGUCUGAACCCAUGUUUAUCCCUACGGCAACUCUGUGGAUUCUUUUCUUUGCUUCCCCCAAGCAAGUCUGUUUAUUUCGUUUUACUGGGUUUUGUAAAUUAACAUUUUACCUUUCUUUUUUUUAAUUUUUGCUUUUAAUUUUUUCAGUUAAACUUGUACAGUGAAAAAAAUUAAGUAGUCUCUUUUUUCCCCUUUUGUUUUGUGUUUUGUGGCAAAUCUGCAAAAAUUCUGGCCAGUUUAUAACAUUUUUUUUUUUAUUUUAUGCAUCUCACUAAAGUGAUAGUGUCCACAAGUUCAGGCAAUUGUGUCAAAACCAGCUUUAUUUCAGAGGCUUUAUCUUUUUAAAAGGACUCUUUGAAUUUGAUGUAAAAAAGUUCUGUAUUCUGUUUGCGAUUGUGUUUUGUGUCAU